AUGGCCGACCUACUCCCCCGCCAGCCAGUCAGUGUGAUCGUGCCACCAGUGGCCCCUUGUAUAGAAAGUGACCGACUGCAUCUCCGCCCCGUCACCGACUCCGACAUCCCCGCUCUCUUCGCCAUUCGCUCGAGACCAAAAGUCGCACAAUUCAACCAUCCUAAAACUCCCUUUAAAACGCAUGCCGAGACGCGCGAAUGGGUUGCUAGUAAAAUAUUCACUUCCGGAACCUCCGAUACAAUCGGUCGGUCAUUCAACUACGCCAUAUGCGAUAAAUCGCAGCCUGGCGUCCCUCUUAUCGGGUACGUGAGUAUCAAUGAGGUUGUGCCCUGUCCUGAGAUCGGGUACUCGUUGCUUCCUGAGUCGUGGGGGAAGGGGUAUGCGACGGAGGCGCUGCGGUUGAUGCUGAGUGCUUGGUGGAGGUUGCCGAGGAGGACAUGGGGUGACGAUGAGGAGGUGGAGAAGGUUUAUGCAAUCAGUCAACGGAAUAAUUUGGCAAGUUGUGCGGUUUUGAGGAAGUGUGGGUUUGUAAUGGAGAAGGAAGUGGACUUUGAGGAAGAUGAGCUUUAUGUUUGGAGUUUGAGGAGGCCGUGA
Penicillium maclennaniae is the source of this 594-nucleotide messenger RNA. Its product is annotated as GNAT family N-acetyltransferase. Bases 1 to 594 code for a protein of 197 amino acids. The record is from RefSeq and is a predicted model, not a curated record. Lineage: Eukaryota; Fungi; Ascomycota; Eurotiomycetes; Eurotiales; Aspergillaceae. The transcript is spliced from 2 exons. Gene Ontology annotation, molecular function: acyltransferase activity, transferring groups other than amino-acyl groups.